AUGGCCUCAUCAGUUGCUAAGUUCUUCUUCCUUUCCCUAUUGGCCGUAUCGCUGAUAGCUUCUCCUGGCGGCGCACAACUGUCGGCCAACUUUUACUCAACUUCCUGCCCAAACCUCCUCACCAUUGUCCGCAACCAAAUGACUCAAGCCGUCAACAACGACGCCCGGAUGGCCGCUUCCAUCCUUCGCCUCUUCUUCCAUGAUUGCUUCGUUAACGGGUGCGACGCGUCGGUACUUCUCGACGACACCACAACUCUCACCGGCGAGAAGAAUGCGGGGCCAAACCAAAACUCCCUGCGAGGUUUCGCCGUCAUCGACAACAUUAAGACCAGGGUCGAGGCCGCUUGCAACGCCACCGUUUCGUGCGCUGACAUCCUUGCUCUCGCCGCCCGAGAUGGAGUCGUCUUGGUAAUAUAUAUAUUAUCACCUCGUAUUUCGCCAUAUUAA
This is a messenger RNA of Linum tenue, 447 nucleotides long. The record is from the annotation of a GenBank genome assembly. Lineage: Eukaryota; Viridiplantae; Streptophyta; Magnoliopsida; Malpighiales; Linaceae.